GACAAUUCUCCGAAAGAUAUGUCAAUCUUUUAAAAUGUAUGGUCUAGCUAGACUAGAUGAAUAAAAUUUACUUUGUUUUUGUUAAAUGAAAAAGAGUAAUCGUAAUAGAUAUAUUUUAUCUGUAGCCAGUGUGUUUGUGGGCCAUGUUUGGGAACUUGUUUUCUGAGACUGGUUUAGCCGGUGCAACUGUCACUGUUGAGGCUACCGUGCCACCUCCCCCUGGUCACAGACUUGAGUGUAAAUUUGCAGGCAUUGAGAACCAGGGUGCAACAUGCUACUUGAACUCAUUGCUGCAAACACUAUUUCUUACACCUGAAUUCAGAGACAGACUGUUUGCUUUAUCAGAAACUGAUCUUGGUUGUCUUCAAGAUAAAGAUAAGCCAAAUGGAAAAGUUCGUGUCAUACCUUUGCAACUCCAGCGUUUGUUUUCUCGGCUGUUGCUCAGUGACCUACAGAGUGUCAGCACAGCUGAUCUGACCAACAGCUUUGGGUGGACUAACCAAGAGGAGUUCCAGCAACACGAUGUCCAAGAGCUGAACCGCAUUCUGUUUAGUGCCAUAGAGGAGUCACUGGUGGGAACACCUGGACAAAACAUUAUCAAUGAACUUUAUCAUGGGACUAUUGUCAAUCAGAUAAUCUGUUCGAAGUGUAAAAAGAUUAGUGAACGAGAGGAAGAUUACCUAGACUUGACACUGUCUGUGGCUGGGGUAUCUGGCCUAGAAGCUGCUCUAAAACAAUGCUACAGUGAUGUGGAGACAAUGGAUGGAAGGAACCAGUACUGGUGUGAGGCUUGCAAGGCUUACACAGAUGCUACCAAAGGUGCCAAACUGAGAAAUCUGCCAGCUGUGUUAACUCUGUCACUACUGAGAUUCAGCUUUGAUUUGGUCAACAUGACCCGUUACAAAGAAAAUGGAAGAUUUACCUUUCCUUUAGAGUUGGAUAUGUCACCUUACUAUGAAAAAGGCAUGGAGCCUAAAGAUGGGAUGUAUGAACUGUUUUCUGUUGUAGUACACAGGGGCAGUGCUUUUGGCGGCCAUUAUUUUGCUUACAUCAGGGACAUUGACAACAUUGGACACUGGACACAUCCAGACAACAGCGCUGAAAGAAAAGUUGACCCCAGCGCCACAGGUCUGGAUGUGAUUGAGUGCCAGUCCCCCGUGGAUCUGAUAGAAAAUAUUCUGGGCAAAGUUUCUCAUCACUCCAUGUCUAUAGACAAGCUCUGUGCUGAAAUUUCCAAAGUGACAGGAGUGCCGUGGAACAAACGCUUUAGGAAAGUCCAUGGCCCAAUCAACAAGUUCCUAAAAUCCUGCGACUCGUUUGAUUACAACCCUGACUCCAACUGGGUGAGUCUGAGAGGAUCCCAGCCUGCCUCAGGCAACACAAAUGUUUUAGCAGACGUAGACAGCAGUGGUGGCUCAACUCAGCCAGACGCCAGUACCAAGCCUAUUCCAAAAACAGAUGAGAGUUCCCAGCCCAAACAGACAGAGCCGCAAGAAAGGUGGUUUUGUUUCAAUGACUCCCGUGUGGGUCCUAUUUAUGCAAAAGACAUAGCGAAACAGUUUUCAGGAAAAGAGAGUGCCUACAUGCUGUUUUAUAGGAAAAAAAGUUUACAGAGACCAGUUGAAGCUCAUGGUUGUGCCUCCUAUAAAGUUCCAGCUCAUCUAAUGAAGGAGGUGGAGGAACUCAAUGAUUUGCUGGACAAACAGAGAAAAGAGUAUGAGAUUACAACGAACAGCAUUAAACUCCGGGUGUUCUCCUCACAGCAUUUCAACUAUGACACCUUGCUACUGCUCAAACCUGAAGUUUCCAUGGAAACAGCUUCUGUGGUCAUAGAGAUGGACAGAAGAAAAACUGUUGGGGAUUUAAAAACUGAGAUUCAGAAAGUCCUAGAUCAAGAAAGAAGUGACUUCAUUUUAUACCGUAUGAAGGCAAGGAUUGGUGGCUAUCAUCUGUAUGAUCAGUUUGUCAAUGAUGACAGUAUCCUACAAGACGUUGGCCUCAACACAGAUGCUUUACUGUUUAUAUGGGAUGGAACUUCAGCGGGGAGCAAGGUCCCAGGUGUGGGGGAGGCGUGUGAACCUCUACAGGUGCUAGUCAAGACGGAAGAUGACCAUGUGUUGUGUAGUCCCAUCCUGCCCAAAAAUCUGACAGUGUCUCACCUGUACCAGGCUGUAGCUGAGGCCACAGAUAUACAGCAGUUUCAGCUAGAGCUACUUGAAAAUGUUGAGUACCCAAAGAGAAUGGUCCUACAGUCUUCCCCAACAAGUAUUGUUGAUGCAGGAAUUAAAGAUGGUGACAUCAUCGUUCUCUCAGGAGCAGUUAGCAAUAACAGUAUUCACAAAUGUGAGGUCCAUACCAACACGACCCAACCUACCAUAGGUCCAGAGAACAAUGAACCUUUGUGGUCUAUAACUUUACAUGCUAGAUUGCUGGAGGAUUCAAAACCAUUACUAUUUCAAGCAAGGCCAUCUGAGAUGGUGCGAGAUCUGAAAAGGAGAGUUCUAGAAGUUGUACAGCUAGACAACACAUUGUUUGACACUGUCAGGCUGAGGGAAGAACAUAGGACAAUGGGGCUCCAACCUCCUUUAUUAUCUAACCCAUUUUCAGUACGUGAAGGUUUGAGCUUAGCAGAUGCUGGAUUAUCUAGUGGUGCCGUUUUAGUGCUAGAGAGGGGAAGAUGUCUUCAAGAUGCUGAAAUGAUGAUCAGUGUCAUCAAGGUAGAGACAGGCAAACUGUUGUCAAAGAGAGAAUUUAUUGUAGACAGACAGAUGACAGGGGCGGAGAUGUUACAGGUGGCCUGUCAGCUCAUGGACUGUCAAGGCAACCAGUGGUACCUGAGUAAAACAGACAUGUAUGGAGACGCAGCGGAGCCUCUUGACGACCUGUCCUGUACACUCAUGGACCUGCUCAUCAAUGAUGGGGACAUCAUCAUCUUACAGAAAGGUUUUUUUGUCAAGAAGGACCAGGUGUGCUUGUCUCUGUGGCUGGCACCUGUACCCCCAGCACAAACCCAGAUCUCACCUGAGAUAAAUGGCGGAGGGGAUAUUCUACAUCAUCAGGAGGCGGAGGAUAAAGUCAUGUUGGAACUGGCUGCGAAGCUGUCCCUCAAUGACCACCUCCCAUCAAAAGAUCUGAACCCACUGAGUGAAACUCUCUACCCACCCCUCGAGCCGCUCUUAGAUUCUCUGGUUAUAUCAAAGUCUAUGGGGGUGGGAGACUUCAAGGAAGCUCUGCUAGGUGAAGACAAGUUCCAGACUUUAAGAAUUCCUACCUGCAACUUUAUGAGACUCAGGCACUUAGAAAAUUCCAGGCUCAAGGCUGUCUUAAGGAAUAAUUCACAGAUCUUCAAGCAUACAACCUCCCAACAGACGUUGGCUGUUGCUGUUCAAAUCCUCAACUCAGAGGAGAACCUUGGUGUCCAUGAAAUCCUGCUGAUGGUGUCCCAGAAGAUUGGAGGCACCAGGAUCUACAUGCCAGCCAGGGAGUUCCUGUGGAACACCUCAGGUGGGCUGGGGGCUGGGGACCUCAAGAAGGCCAUCGCCACACGCCUGUCCCUGCCCUUGCAUGAUGUCUUGAUAGCCAAGUACAACGCUGAGAGCUGGUCCUGGACUGUGCUCAAAGAUCAGGUUCAGAAAUCUAACAAAAACAAGGGCAAGAAAAAAUCUGGUGGUCACAAGAGCAACAUUCGUCAGGCUCCAUACUAUGUUCAAGAUGGCGACCUUAUAGGGGUCAAGCUCCUGUCAGCAGACAAAGGUCUGCUUGAACCUGAGGACUUUUCCACACAAGAGGAUGUAGAGAAACAACAACAGCUGAUGGCACUGAUAGAGGAGAAGAAAAAAUUAAGAGAAGAAAGAAAGAAGGAUCAGGCGUUGGAUAGAUUUCCUGCACCUCGACGUCAUGAAGCAGCGCUCACCAUCAAAGUUGACAAGUUCUCUUAAUGUUAACAUUGGGUUAGAGGCUAAAUGUCACCUGGUGUCAUGGACGGUUUCAUGAAUAGCCACUAGCAAUGUCAUGGUUAACCAGCUGGUUAUAUCAUGGGUCACUGUCUGUUUUUGUUGUGGGUAACUGUUUUUAUUGUGGGUAACUGUUUUUAUUGUGGGUAACCGCCUGGGUAUGUUGUGGGUAAGUCUAUAUAUGUCAUGGGUAACUGGUUAUGCCGUGGAUAACUGGUUAUGUUGUGGAUAACUGUCUGGUUAUGUCAUGGGUAACUGGUUAUGUCAUGGAUAACUGGUUAUGUUGUGGGUAAAUGUCUGGUUAUGAUAUUGUUACUCACUUGGUUUGUACCAAACAAUUAUCUUCCAACUACUUUCAACCAGCAGCUGUACCAAUCUGCUCAAAGAUGGUAAAUUUUUUUAUUUCUUUAAGAAAAAUGUGAUGAAUGUUUGCCAUAAAUAGAUGCCACGUUGUUCGUGAUUAUAAUUAAAAAUAUGACUGAAAUAUAUGACUGAUAUAUCCGAAUAAAAAAUAUGACUAAAAAUCAAGAUAAUAUAUGAUUCAAGAAAAAUUUGAAUAAUUCAUUUUAUUGCUACUAGUGUUGAUUCAUAAUUUUUUUUACUGUUUUAAAUCAAUAAAAUGUUAAG
This is a messenger RNA of Physella acuta, 4580 nucleotides long. RefSeq names its product ubiquitin carboxyl-terminal hydrolase 40. The record is from RefSeq and is a predicted model, not a curated record. Gene Ontology annotation, molecular function: cysteine-type deubiquitinase activity. Lineage: Eukaryota; Metazoa; Mollusca; Gastropoda; Physidae. Gene Ontology annotation, cellular component: nucleus; cytosol. Gene Ontology annotation, biological process: protein deubiquitination.